UUUUAUUAUUAUUUGGUUUUUUUUUAAAAAAAUAAAUAGUUAUAGAAAAUGAAAACUUUUAAAAGUUUGAUUUUACUAUCUUUAUUGAUAGUAAAUCUUUUAAUCUCGACAUCAUAUGCCACUUCAAUUAGAGUCAGUAUUGUCGAAGCCGAAAAGGGCGAAAUCAAAAAUCCACAAGAAUAUAGUGCUACCGAACAAUUAAAAACAAAAUCACACUCUACCAAACGUGAAAUGAAAUUAGACUAUAGCCAAAUUUACCCACCAAAACCAAAAACUAAAGAACAACUCGAAUUCAUUUCAACAAGAGACUCUUUUGUUGACAAUUUAUUAGGUAAAAUGUCUAUUCUUGAAAAGAUUGGUCAAAUGACUCAGUUGGAUAUUACAACUUUAACCAUGCCAAAUACAAUCAUUAUCAAUGAAACCACCUUAGCUUAUUAUGCUAAAACAUACUAUAUUGGUUCAUAUUUAAAUUCACCAGUAUCAGGUGGUUUAGCUGGUGACAAUCACCAUAUUAAUUCAAGUCAAUGGUUAAAUAUUAUCAAUAACAUUCAAAAGAUUACAAUUGAGUCCAGUCCAAAUAGUAUUCCAAUGAUUUACGGUUUAGAUUCUGUUCAUGGUGCUAAUUAUGUCCAUAAAGCUACUCUUUUCCCACAUAACACUGGUUUAGCCGCUACCUUUAAUACUGUUCAUUCUACUGCUGCUGCCGUUGUAACUGCCAAAGAUACUUCAGCUGUUGGUAUUCCAUGGGUUUUCGCACCAGUUCUUGGUAUUGGAGUUCAACCAUUAUGGCCACGUAUUUAUGAAACUUUUGGUGAAGAUCCAUAUGUUGCUUCUAUGAUGGGUGCUGCUGCUGUUAGAGGUUUCCAAGGUGGUAACAAUUCAUUCGAUAAUCCAAUUAAAACUCCAUCAGCUGUUGCUACUGCUAAACAUUACUUUGGUUAUUCUGAUCCAACUUCAGGUAAAGAUAGAACUGCUGCUUGGUUACCAGAAAGAAUGCUCCGUCGUUAUUUCCUUCCAUCAUUUGCUGAAGCUAUUACUGGUGCUGGUGCCGGUACUAUUAUGAUUAAUUCUGGUGAAGUUAAUGGUGUUCCAAUGCAUACCUCCUACAAAUAUCUUACUGAAGUACUUAGAAACGAAUUAAGAUUUGAAGGUGUUGCUGUUACCGAUUGGCAAGAUAUUGAAAAAUUAGUUUUCUUCCAUCAUACUGCCGGUACUAUGGAGGAAGCUAUCAUGCAAGCUUUAGAUGCUGGUAUUGAUAUGUCAAUGGUUCCACUCGAUCUUUCAUUCCCAAUUAUUCUUAAUGAAUUAGUCGAAGCUGGUCAAGUCCCAGAAGAACGUCUCGAUAUCUCAGUUAGAAGAAUCUUAAAUCUUAAGUAUGCUCUUGGUCUCUUUGAAAACCCAUACCCAAAUCCAAAUGCCGCUAUUGUCGAUACCAUUGGUCAAGUUGAAGAUAGAGAAAAUGCUGCCGCUGCUGUCGAGGAAUCAAUUACUCUUUUACAAAACAAGAACAAUAUCCUCCCAUUAAACACUGAAGCUUAUAAAAAUAUCCUCCUUACUGGUCCAUCAGCUCACAGUAUUAAAAAUCUUAAUGGUGGUUGGUCAGUUCAUUGGCAAGGUGCUUAUGAAGAUAGUGAAUUCCCAUUUGGUACCUCAAUUCUCACUGGUCUUCAAGAUGUUUUAAAUAACACUGAUGUUAAUAUCGAAUAUCAAAUUGGUACUGAAAUUGGUGUUGCUCUUAAUCAAUCAUCAAUUGAUUGCGCAGUUGCCGCUGCCAGACAAGCUGAUGUUGUAGUUAUGGUUAUUGGUGAACUCCCAGAAGCUGAAACCCCAGGUGAUAUUGAUGAUCUCACAAUGGACGCUAAUGAAAUCCUUUUAUUAGAAUCAGUUCUUGCUACUAAAACUCCAGUUGUUCUCAUCCUCGUUGAAGCUCGUCCAAGAAUUCUUCCACCAGCUCUUGUUUAUAACUGUAGUGCUGUAUUAAUGGCUUACCUUCCAGGUAGUGAAGGUGGUAAACCAAUUGCCAAUAUUCUUAUGGGUAAUGUUAAUCCAUCUGGACGUCUCCCACUUACCUAUCCAGGUUAUACUGGUGAUAUUGGUGUUCCAUAUUAUCACAAAUACAGUGAAAUUGGUGUUACCUCACCACUUUUCCAAUUUGGAGAGGGUCUUUCUUAUACUAUCUUCAACUACACCAAUCUUCAACUCAAUGCCAUUCCAAUUUCUGGUCAACCAGGUAACUACUCUGGCUCAUUAGGUUCAACUUAUACUGUCACAGUUACUGUCACCAACAAUGGUGCAAUGGCCGGUAAAGAUUCAGUUCUUUUAUAUCUUUCUGAUUUAUGGGCUCAAGUUACACCAGAAGUUAAGAUGCUUCGUGGUUUCCAAAAAGUCGACCUUGCUCCACAAGAAUCAACCACCAUCGAAUUUACUUUAUCACCAUACGACUUUUCUUUCAUUGGUAUUGAUAACAAGAUUACCUUAGAAUCCGGUCAAUUUGUUAUUGCUAUUGGUAAUCAACAAGUUUCUUUAUAUUUACAAUAAAAUAAUAAUCAAUAAUAAUACAUUUCAGUAAUAAUAAUUUUAAGAUCUCAAAAAAAAAAUUUGUUAAAUAAAAUAAUAAUAUAUUUUAUAUCUUUUUAAAAUUAUUUAAAAACU
Molecule: messenger RNA, 2652 nt
Organism: Dictyostelium purpureum
Lineage: Eukaryota; Evosea; Eumycetozoa; Dictyosteliales; Dictyosteliaceae
Product: beta glucosidase
Exons: 3
Coding region: 49-2538 (829 amino acids)
Biological process (GO): glucan catabolic process
Molecular function (GO): beta-glucosidase activity
Source: RefSeq, a predicted model, not a curated record